AAUCGUUCACAGAUGGAAGCUCCGUGAUAUUCAUUGCUAGCACGGCUGUCGUCUCAUCGAGCACGUUUCUACAGCUAGCAGCACUAACGUUACAAUGGCGCUGGUACCGGACCACGGCUGGGCUUGGGCCAUGUUGCUAGGUGCCCACGUCAGCGCCAUGCUCAGCAACGGUUACCUGCUUGCGCUCGGUGUGUUCUACAUCGAAUGGAAAGAAGUUUUUGACUUGUCCGCCACCGAUGCAAGUUGGCUUUUGAGCAUGCCCAUGGUGGUUGCCAGCCCUUUGUGUUUCUUUAUCGGCAUUUUAGCGUCUUGUGUCGGCAUACGCCCUGUAUCUAUGCUCGGAGCUGCAGUGACUGGUCUUGGAACUAUACUGGGGUCGGUAUCCUCCAAUAUUGACCAGCUUUACAUUUGUAAUGGGCUGACCGGUGUUGGCACUGUGAUGACAGUGUCACCAGGCAUGAUUAUGAUCUCGCACUCGUUCAAGAAACGCUAUGUCUUUGCCAACGGACUAGCUGUGCUAGGGCUGAACGUGGGCCAGAUGGUUUUCCCACCUUUGAUUCGUCUUCUAAUCGUAAGCUACGGUUGGAGAGGCGCCAUGUUUAUCAUCGGGGCUUUGCAGCUGAACGGGGUCGCGGCUUGCGCCCUGUUUCGGCCGAUGAAGUCGAUCCUCAAGGAUGUACCACGAGACGACGAAAGACGAAGACCCUGUAUCAAGCGAAACAAGUGCGGAGACGGCACACUUCGGCAACAUGUGAAAUACCUCUCCAUUUUCAGCAAUAUCAGGGCAAUGUUGGUUCUGGUGGCCGUCUGUGCUUACUCGAUGGCUUUGAUAGUAAACCUCUUCCAUCUACCGGAGCGGUCCAAGGAAGCCGGGUGGUCCCAUGACCUAAGCGCAAUGCUGGUCUUCGUCUACGGGCUAAUAUCGGCGGUCACCCGCUCCACCCACGGCUGGCUCGUGGACAGAAACUACAUCGGCCCCUUCAAGCUCCAGCUGAUCGUGAUUCUCGGGGCGACUCUAAUCUCCUUCCUGAACCCAGUCUCGGACAGCUACACAUUCCUGGUGUUCUACACGCUAGUCCUUGGAGCCUUCCUCGGGGUUUCCUCGCCUCUCCUUAUCGUGAACAUGAAGAAUGUCGCCAGCCCGGCGCAAGUGCCUUCCGCCAUAUGCUUGACUUGGGCGUCGUUUUAUCUGUUCAGUGGCGUCGGAUCAGUUCUCGCUGGUACAAUCUAUGACGCCACUGGGAACUACCUAGCCCCGUUCUUGACGAGUGGGACCCUGUUUCUGUUGGCAUUCUUGCUGUUCGCGGUAGUCACCGUAAUGAAAUCCAGACAAGACAAACGCCUUAAACUACAUGUAGACACCACUAGCACCGCAGUGUAUCAUGUAGCGACGGAAGACAUCGGUCAAGAUACUGCUUGAGGGCGCCGUUCCUAUCCUUGUUUGCUUUCCAAGAACUCAAACGUACGCACUUGUCUGCGUUCAAGGGGGAAAAGAUGCAGAAGUGUAGGCCUAUUCAGUUUUAUGAUCUAUGAUCAAUCGAUUGUAACCUUUUUUUCACUGUAAUCUAUUUCCUUGUGGUAAAUUUACUGUAGGUAUGUUCCUGUGAAUUGUCAACACACUGACAGCAAAGUUACUACAAGAAAUAGAUUACAGUAAAAAAAAGAGAUUACAAUCGAUUAAAAAGGCACUAACAGCUGGAACAAAUCCCUCAAGAAGGACCCAUAACAUAGGACAAAACCAAACAAUACAUUUACACAUUUGUUAUUCUGUUUUCCAUGUCAGCGAUAGAUCAUAAAACUGAGUACACUCUCAUUUCCUGCAUGGUAGUCUUUGUUUUGUAUUAAUUUGUUGUAAAUUUCCCCGUUGGUAUGCUUCUGAACUAUUGAAUGGAUUUUGUUGCUGGUAGUUAGACUGAUCUAACUGUAUCCACUCUGCUGUGACGCUCGAAGGUACGCAACAUCCGAAAAUAAUUGUUGCCACCAACCUUUCCACAGCGGACGGCGCUGCACAUGAUAGUUUGAACAGACCCAAGAAUCCACA
Acanthaster planci (crown-of-thorns starfish) is the source of this 2041-nucleotide messenger RNA. Its product is annotated as monocarboxylate transporter 13-like. Gene Ontology annotation, molecular function: monocarboxylic acid transmembrane transporter activity. Gene Ontology annotation, biological process: monocarboxylic acid transport; transmembrane transport. NCBI's taxonomy places the organism in Eukaryota, Metazoa, Echinodermata, Asteroidea, Valvatida, Acanthasteridae. The record is from RefSeq and is a predicted model, not a curated record.